AUGAUAUUGAUUUGCGGGAGGAAUGAAAACUAUCUUUCAAUAGGUUUCCCUUCAAAUGAGUGGGCUGAUGGUUCAGAUGGUGCACAUGAGGCCGUCUUCUUCAGGGGUGUAAUGCCUCCAUUUAUUUGGAAAUUACAGCGUCUGCUCGGAAUUGGUAAAGAGAGAGCAAUAAUCAAAUCUCAAAAAAUAAUAGAUGAAAAGUACGGAAAAGCCAUUGUUGAAAAGAGAGAUGAGUUCCUUGCAGGAGGAGUUCUAUCUGAUAAUUUCUUAUCUUUUUACAUAAAAACUCUAGCAGUAGCAGAUGAGAGUAGUAUCUUUUCUUCUUUGGCUAGGAUAGACAAUUUUCUUAGAGAUGAAAUGCUGAAUGCUUUCUUGGCCGGACGGGAUACAAUGAAAUCUGCUCUCACUUGGUUGUUCUGGUUAGUGUCGAUAACACCUUCAGUCCAAGCAAAAAUCUCGGAAGAGUUGAAUUCUGUAUUGUGUUCGCAGAAGAAGGGGAAAGAAACAACAAGUACUCAUACAUGGCCGUGCGUUUUCGAUUCAGACGACUUGAAAGAUUUAGUUUACUUGCAUGCAGCUAUAUGUGAAUCCUUAAGGUUAUAUCCACCACUUCCUGUCAACCGAAAAUCGGUUGUCAAGAAAGAUGUACUUCCCGGUGGGAGUGUGGUGACUCCUGGAAUGGAGAUACUGCUUUCAUUCUACUCAGUAGGAAGAAUGCCAUGGAUUUGGGGUGAAGAUUGUUUAGAAUUUAAGCCGCAGAGAUGGAUAGAUGAAAAUGGGAAGCUGAUUGUGGUACCGACAUCCAAAUUCCCAGCGUUCGGCUCUGGAGCAAGAAGUUGUUUAGGUAGAGAUACAGCUUUUACACAGAUGAAGUCUGUUGUUGCAGCUGUGCUAUUCAACUUCCAUGUUAAGGUGGUGGAAGGUCAUCAUGUUUGCCCUACACAGACCCCCAACCUUUACAUGAAACAUGGAUUGCAAGUGAAUAUUAAGAAAAGAACAGUUUAG
Papaver somniferum (opium poppy) is the source of this 1005-nucleotide messenger RNA. Its product is annotated as alkane hydroxylase MAH1-like. The record is from RefSeq and is a predicted model, not a curated record. Bases 1 to 1005 code for a protein of 334 amino acids. The transcript has a single exon. Gene Ontology annotation, molecular function: iron ion binding; heme binding; monooxygenase activity. Lineage: Eukaryota; Viridiplantae; Streptophyta; Magnoliopsida; Ranunculales; Papaveraceae.